Molecule: messenger RNA, 808 nt
Organism: Rubroshorea leprosula
Lineage: Eukaryota; Viridiplantae; Streptophyta; Magnoliopsida; Malvales; Dipterocarpaceae
Source: the annotation of a GenBank genome assembly
AUAUGUGAAUAACAAAGACAUGCUAGAAAACAAUUCAAACGGAUUAUGCACACAUUCCUCACCUUCAAACUCAGGGUAACCGUAAACCCCAAACGAAAAUCAGAAUCGGAGCAAAGAGAAAUCAGGGAAAUGAACUCUGUGGCGAGGCGAGUUUCUACAAUCUUCACUCGGCCGAGUUACGGGAUCAACUCAUUGAGUCAUGAUGGGAGUCAGCUUCAGCAAGUGAGAGGGAUACGAGUGAGGGUAAGGGAUGGGAGACUGGAGCAGGCGCUAGGGUUUAUGCAGAGGAUUAUGCAAUCAAGUGGGAUCGAGCGGCUGAUAAAGGCGGGCCGGACUCAUCACGUCAAGAAGUCGGAGAAGAGGGUUUUGGCCCGGAAGAACCUCGAGCGUAAGAUUCGAUCCCAGGAUCUUGCACGCAAGCUCCAGUCCAUUCUCACCCAGAAAGUCAGGGGUUUAUGAUUUCUUCUGAAUUCAAGAAUUAUGCAAUCAGUUGCCCUGGCAAUGAUCGAAACCAACUGCUACAACUUCAAGCCUUUUGGAAACUACACACAUUGAAAUUGUUAUGAACGUUGUAUGAUCAGAUCAUGACCCUUCUAAUAAUUUUGCAAUGAGAUUAAAGAUUAGACAAUUUGUUUUUUUGAUAGGUGAUUAUGGAUUAGACAAUUACUUAAAGAAUGUAGGUUCUUUUUAUUCUGCCCAUUUGAUGGUGUUAUUCUGCCCAUUUGAUGGUGGGUUAUAAAAUAGUAGAAUGUAGUUUCACACCUCUUCAAACCUUCCUUGAUCAUCUCAAGGUCUAAGAAUUACAAUG